GAAUCUCCGACCAUGUCGACCUUUAGUUUUACUGCUCCCACCAUCACGCCUUCCCAUGAGCUCGACGAGUACAACGCGCUCUCUGCAUCAGAAAAGCAAGCCCUGCGUGAGGAUCUUUACGGACGAUCAUCGGCAGCGACUGACGAAGAGGAUCAAUCGUAUGUUGACAGCGAAUCGGUGCGCUCGUUGCCCACACCGGAAGGCGUGGCAAUCUUGCUAGUAGAGAUGGAACAUGCUUUGUUGGAGGCGGUUUCCGAACCAAACGGUGAGGCCUACAGGGAAGCUAUGCGUGUCGCACCGAGCGUCGUCCAGUCGGAAUCCCCCGCCUAUGGCUUUCUCCGACACACAAACUACGAUCCGUUAUCCGCCGCUGAGUCUUUGGCAUCGUAUUGGGCCUUGCGUCGCCUACUUUUUGGUGCAGAACGCGCGUACUUACCCAUGACCCUACAGGGUGCCAUGCUGGACCGUGGUAGUAGCAGUAAGGAGAAGGAAUAUGAAGACAUAGCAACCUUGGAAAAGCGCACUGUCUUUGUCAUGGACAAGGAUCAGCACGGGCGACCAGUGCUGUUUUGGGAUCGCAUUCGCUCGUCCAAGCGCUUUGCCUGUCGCAAUUCCGUGUUGCGCUGCUUUUUUUAUUGCUGGCAAUGUAUCUCUACGCUGCCGGAAGCGCAGAAGCACGGCUGUGUCAUUCUAAUGAAUAUGAAGGGGUACGAUAUAUACGAGCACUUUGAUCGAAUCCUGAGCAAACGCGCCUUUGAUAUCGAUCGCCGUAUGCCCAUAAAAGUUCGGGCAAUCCACUUGUGCACCGGUUCGGGAAAGUCUGUCACUGAACUCAUUCUACCCGUACUCAAGCACAUGGCGGGUCCGGAGUUGCGGUUGCGCACCAAGAUACACGCCGGUAGUAAGAAAGAAAUUUGCGAUGGUUUUGCCGCUUUUGGUUUGCGGAGGGUGCACGUGGACGCGAUCUGUCAUGGCUCUUUUCACAACAACGAAACUCUCCGCGCCUGGCUGCACCAACGGCGUGCCUUGGAAGAAAUUGCGACGCCGUGA
This is a messenger RNA of Phaeodactylum tricornutum CCAP 1055/1, 1050 nucleotides long. RefSeq lists its product with no specific name. NCBI's taxonomy places the organism in Eukaryota, Bacillariophyta, Bacillariophyceae, Surirellales, Neidiaceae. The record is from RefSeq and is a predicted model, not a curated record. The transcript has 2 exons. Bases 13 to 1050 code for a protein of 345 amino acids.